This is a messenger RNA of Danio aesculapii, 6386 nucleotides long. RefSeq names its product mitogen-activated protein kinase kinase kinase 20a (gene map3k20a). Gene Ontology annotation, biological process: protein phosphorylation. The transcript is spliced from 20 exons. The coding region runs from base 216 to 2591 and encodes 791 amino acids. Lineage: Eukaryota; Metazoa; Chordata; Actinopteri; Cypriniformes; Danionidae. Gene Ontology annotation, molecular function: protein binding; protein kinase activity; ATP binding. The record is from RefSeq and is a predicted model, not a curated record. Gene Ontology annotation, cellular component: cytoplasm.
CGUGAACGCGGAGCUGACACCGGACACUGCAAAAACAUCCCACAGAAUCGACUUUCAACUUCGGGACCUGCUGUGAAUCUCCACCAGGAACACCAACAGCAGAAAACGGCUCACCGGGACAGGAGUGUGUGUGUGUGUGUGCGCAUGUGUGGGAGUGUGUGUGUGUGUGAGUGAGUGAGUGUGUGUGUGUGUGUGUUUUGGAGCGUCAUUAUGCCAUGGCAUCUCUGGGCAGCUCCUUUGUGCAGAUCAAGUUUGAUGACAUCCACUUCUAUGAGAACUGCGGCGGCGGCAGCUUCGGGAGUGUGUAUCGCGCCCGCUGGCUCUCACAGGACAGAGAGGUGGCGGUGAAAAAACUGCUGAAGAUCGAGAAAGAGGCUGAGAUUUUGAGCGUUCUCAGUCAUCGGAACAUUAUCAAGUUUUAUGGAGCGAUUCUGGAAGCGCCCAAUUAUGGGAUUGUUACAGAGUACGCCAGUGGCGGGUCUCUGUUUGACUAUCUGUCCAGCGACGAGAGCGAGGACAUCAGUAUGCAGCAGAUUAUGACCUGGGCCAUGGACAUCGCUAAAGGCAUGCAUUAUCUGCACUCUGAGGCCCCAGUUAAAGUCAUUCACAGAGACCUCAAAUCCCGAAAUGUUGUGUUAAGCUCAGAUUCAGUGCUCAAGAUCUGUGAUUUCGGGGCGUCCAAGUUUCAUUCACACACCACACACAUGUCUCUGGUGGGCACGUUUCCCUGGAUGGCCCCUGAAGUCAUCCAGAGCCUCCCGGUGUCUGAGACCUGCGACACCUUCUCCUACGGCGUGGUCCUGUGGGAGAUGCUGACUCAGGAGAUUCCAUUCAAAGGUCUGGAGGGGCUUCAGGUGGCCUGGCUGGUGGUGGAGAAACAUGAGAGGCUGACGAUCCCCAGCAGCUGCCCAGCAAGUUUCGCCUGUUUGAUGAGAAGCUGCUGGGCGACAGAACCAAAAGACCGGCCGCUGUUUAAACACAUCCUGUCCACACUGGAGUCCAUGUGGAACGACACUCAGCUUCCUGACAAGUGCAACACUUUCCUGCAGAAUAAAGCCGAGUGGAGGUGUGAGAUCGAGGCGACUCUGGAGCGUCUGAAGCGUUUGGAAAGAGAUCUGAGCACCAAAGAACAAGCGCUGAAGGAACGAGAGAGACGCUUGAAGAUGUGGGAGAGGAAGCUGAUCGAGCAGUCAAACACACCGCUUCUUCCAAACCUGGCCAUUCACUCCUGGACAGAAGAGCAUGUGCAUUUCUGGAUGGAGCAGAUCUUUGAAGGUGAUGGAGAGCUGCAGCAGUACGCUAAUGUCUUCAGACAGAACCACAUCACAGGACAGAGACUGCUGCUGCUGUCCGAGUCUGACAUGAGAGAUCUGGGCGUGACGUCUAAAGGACACAUCAUACACCUGAAGACUGAAAUCGAGAAACUGACCCACGACUACCUGAAUCUGUUUCACUUUCCUCCGCUGAUCAAGGAUGGUUCGGCCUCUGAGGAAGCAGACGAGGACUGGAGUAAAACAGUGAAUCUGGAGCUGGUGUUUGGGUAUCACUGGAAAGCAGGCACAGGACAAAAGGACUGCAAAUGGAAAAUGUACUUGGAGCUGGACGGGGACGAGGUGGCGAUAGCGUACAUCAAAGACGUGACCUUUAACGCCAACAGACCAGAUGUAGAUGUUUUAAAGAUGACCAAGCCUCCGUUUGUGAUGGAUAAAUGGAUAGUGGGAAUAUCUGGCACGCAUACUGUUGACUACAUAGUGAACUAUGAGGGUAACGUGAGAUCUCCAAAGUGUACGAGACAUGUUCACACAGUGCAGUGGAGUUCAGACAGCGGAAAAGACGUGAUCAAACCUGUGGAGCUGGUCAUCGAGACGGCGCCAGGCAUCAGAGAGGCGCACAACAGGAGCAGAUCCAACUCAGGUGUGGAUCCCAAAUGGAUUUACAGCCUGAGAAUGAAGCAGAUGAAAGAGCAGGCGGCCCAGGAGUCCCCCACCAAGAUGAGCCUUCCUCAAUUCCUGUCUGUCAUCAGUAACCAGUCUUCAUAUGCAGCAGCCGUAAGGAGAUCUCCAAACCGCAGUCCUCUCAGUCCCUGGACCGACUCCCGCAGCUCCUCUCCAACUCUCUCCGUCAAACUCUCCAACAUGCACCUGGGCUCCAAAGGAAGCAGUCCAUCCAGCACCACCUCCGAGAGUGCUUCUGAACGCGAGCGGCCCCCGAGCGCUGGAGCCAAACACAACUACAACAAAAAACCCUACUACGAUCACCACACGCUGAAGAUGAGCGGCGGGGGAAGAGGAGAGGGAGAAGCCAGGAGGUUUCUGCCGCAGAGAGGAUCUAGAGGCUUCCAACAUGCUGGACGGCCACGAAACACAUACUCAUACGCAACGCCACCGCACCACCAAAGGCCCAUACCAGGGAUGUCAAUGGCCACUGAAGGGCCGAAGCAGAAAGUGGUGUCUGAGGAGCCUGGGGAUGGGGACUGGAUUAAAGUAGAGAGGAAAAAGACAAUUAAACAGGAGUGUAAAUAUCAGGAAGUGAGGCCAGUCAGAGGUCGGCCGCGUAGAGGUGGGAGAGGCAGUGGACGUGGACGAAACUGAAUGUCUUUUGUGCUUUAGAACUUGGCUUUAUAUCUGCAGCAGUGGUUCUGGAAGUGCUUUUGCCAUAGGGAUUUUUUACUAAUCUCUCGUAAUUAAGCCUUGAACCAAACCAAAACCAAACCAAGUAGGUAUCACUGGCUGCAGCCCGGAGACCUCCAAGUGAGAGGGAUUACACUGCAAGUAGCCUGAGAAGGGUAUAAACAGAGGUCGGAGCCAGCUCCAAGUAGGUGGGACUUGAGCUCCAAGUACACUGUACAAACCUGGAGUUUUCAUUUAUUUAAUGUCUCGUACAUGACACAGAGUCCAAUAAUGUGCUUCAUGAAUGUCUACACCUACCCCAACCCUUAACCCAACCUCGCAGUAACCUGUUGUGUUUCAUUAACCUCUACACCUACCCCAAACCUAAACCCAACCUUACAGUAGCCUGUUGGGUUUUAUUAACGUUUACACCUUCCCCAACCCUAAACCCAACCUCGCAGUAACCUCUGAUGUGUUUUAUUAACCUCUACACCUACCCCAAACCUAAACCCAACCUUACAGUAACCUGUUGUGUUUCAUUAACCUCUACACCUACCCCAAACCUAAAGCCAACCUUACAGUAACCUGUUGUGUUUCAUUAACCUCUACACCUACCCCAAACCUAAAGCCAACCUUACAGUAACCUGUUGUGUUUCAUUAACCUCUACACCUACCCCAAACCUAAAGCCAACCUUACAGUAGCCUGUUGGGUUUUAUUAACAUCUACACCUACCCCAAACCUAAAGCCAACCUUACAGUAGCCUGUUGGGUUUUAUUAACAUCUACACCUACCCCAAACCUAAAGCCAACCUUACAGUAGCCUGUUGGGUUUUAUUAACAUCUACACCUACCCCAAACCUAAAGCCAACCUUACAGUAGCCUGUUGGGUUUUAUUAACAUCUACACCUUCCCCAACCCUAAACCCAACCUCGCAGUAACCUCUGAUGUGUUUUAUUAACAUCUACACCUACCCUAAACCCAAACCCAACCUUACAGUAGCCUGUUCCGUUUUAUUAACGUCUACACCUACCCCAAACCUAAACCAACUCUUACAGUAACCUAUUGUGUUUUAUUAAUGUCCACAUCUACCGCAAACCUAAACUCAACCUCACAGUAACCUGUGGUUUUAUUAAUGUCUACUCCACCUACACCACCUAAACCCAGCCCACUUGUGGCGUAUGUCACUCCCACUUGGAGGUCACCCACCCUACUUGUAGUGUAAUCCCUCCUACUUGAAGGUUUCCAGGCUGCAGUGCUAUCUACUUGAGUAGCGUGGGUGACUUCCGUGUGGGGAGACUUUCGGCACGAGUGGGCUGUGUUUAGGGUUGGGGUAGGUGUAGACAUUAAUAAAACACAACAGGUUGCUGUGAGGUUGGGGUUAGGGUUGGGGUAGACAUUCAUAACCCACAACAGGUUGAACUCCAAGUUAUGUACAAGAUAUUAAAUAAAUGAAAACUCCAGGUUUGUACAGCCCACUUGGAGCUCAAUCCCACUCACUUGGAGCUGGCUCUGACCUCCAUUUAUACCCUUCUCAACCAAACAGCUACAAGGAGAUCUCGACAUUAUAAACUUUUAUUUGAAGAAGUACUGUAUAUGCAAGAGGAAGACUUUGUUCUAGAGCUGUCCACCAAUAAUAACCACAAUCUUGAUUCGAAUACCUAUGCAGUCUUAGGACAGGAACAAGCUACUGAAUUAAGGAGAAGUUUGCCGUUCAGUAGAAGAGACAAAAUACUUUGGAAGUCAAUCAUGACCAUCAACCUCGAAGUAGAAAUCACUACUCAAGUGAAUUCCCCUUAAAGAGGGUCGCACACUGAAUGCGCCACGCCAUACAUUUUAAAAUUGUAAACAUCGAUUUCUGUCAGGGUUCACACACCGACACUGCAAGUCGGUGGCUAUUUGUGGUGCCUAACUACGACUCAGGACACUGUUCCAAUUUAUGCCAUUCCACAAAGCGCAUUUGCAAAGUUUCAUAUUAAAUAACAUAAUAAUGACUUGAACCUUGCAGAUUAUUUUCAUUGAGUAAUGUUCAAAACUCAGCUAUUAAAAUAAAAUUAUUAAUAAAUUAACUUACCUUAAUGAACUUCUCUAACUAUAUCUUAAAAAUGGGGAAGAUCCUGCAAGUGAACUUAAGCGAAUGUGCACGUCUGGUGUGUCUUACUUUCAACUUUCAUAUGCAUGGCGCAUUCGGUGUGUGACCCCCUUAAGCCUUUUCUCAGACCAUAUGAAGACAUUUAUGGGCAUGUUUACACCUGGUCAGAUAGCUAGCUAUCUGAUUUCUGAAAACGGUUCCAUUUACACUUGACCACAUGAAUGUGGUUCCGCUAAAUGGAUAUAAUUCCAAUCUUCAAAUCUUCAUAUUGUUUGAAAAGUGGCAAAUUUAUGCAAAUUCAUACGAUUACAAACAUACAUUUUUUAAAUGAGCAGUGCUCCCAAACCCUAGCCCUAACCCUACCCCUCAUUGGGGGAUAAACAAAUUAUAUGACUUACUUAGCAGCAUGUUUUUAGUUAUUUUUCGAAUUAUUAAGUAUUGUGAAAUGAUAAUUUUUCCCAUCCUAAAAUGAUCUAGAAUCACCCUUGAUAGAUAAUGGAGUUUUUAAUAAACAUUACCAUUUUUAAAACAAGUCAAGUUAACACAGUUUGAAAAACAAAAUCAUGCUAUACAAUCGUUGCGUACGAAAUCACAUACUUCCAUACAAUAUAGUACGCUAAAAACAGUAUGUGAGUCGAGUAGUAUGUCCGAAUUCAUAUAAUUCGAAAAACAGUAUGCGAGAAGUACCCGAAUGACCUACUACUUCUGGCGAGAUUCUGAGGUCCGCAUUUGAUGGAAGCUACUCUAUCCCAUGAUGCUCCGCAACAAUUCAUGAAUAGGAGUAAAGCGAUGCAACUGACACUGGUUGGUCAAGUGAUGAUGACAAAAAUGGCAGAUGUAGUACAUCCAAGUUCAAUUCUACUGACAUUCAUACUGUAUAGAACGCACUUUUCUAACGGUCGAGUAAAUUCAAACGCAGUACAUACUGAGUAGUAGAUUUUGAACGCAGCCAAUGAAUUUUCAACAUCUGAGCUCGCAACACUGCUCUGUCUUUAAGGGUUUAUCAAUUAUUUUGAUAUAUCCCUGCUGACAAAUCCAGCUUAAACCAGCAUAGGCUGGUUGGCUGGUUUUAGCUGGUUGACCAGGCUGGUUUUAGAGGGUUUUUUGCCAUUUCCAGGCUGGUUUCCAGCCAUUUCCAGCAAAAUCCAGCUAAAACCAGCUUGACCAGCCUGGUUUAAGCUGGACAUAGUUAGUUUUGGCUGGUCAAGCUGGUUUUAGCUGGUGAUUUUACCAGCCUAACCAGCUAAGACCAGACUGGAAAUGGCUGAAAACCAGCCUGGAAAUGGCCAAAACCCCUCUAAAACCAGGCUGGUCAACCAGCUAAAACCAGCCAGCCAGCCUAGGCUGGUUUAAGCUGGAUUUUUCAGUAGGCAUGGAAAUAAUGAAUUAAGUAUUUGUUUGCUUCCAGAAUCCGACUGUUGUGCUUUGUUCUAAAAGUAAGGGUUGAUGGAGGGUUAGACUAACAGAUUUGUUUUUGACCAAAGCACUAUCCCUAGCUGUAUCAAUAUACUGUAAGUACAUCCAAAUGAUUAAAUAUAUGCAUCUUAUAAACUGACACUGGUAAAGGGCAAAGGUUCACCUUCAAAUGAAUAUACUGACUAAAAAGUCUUCAUUAUUAUGCCUGUCCUGAAAAAAGGGCCUUUUUGGUGAUGUUUUUCCCUUUCCAGGAUUAAACUUGAAUAUUCCUC